Pseudogymnoascus destructans is the source of this 1331-nucleotide messenger RNA. RefSeq lists its product as uncharacterized. NCBI's taxonomy places the organism in Eukaryota, Fungi, Ascomycota, Leotiomycetes, Thelebolales, Thelebolaceae. The record is from RefSeq and is a predicted model, not a curated record. Gene Ontology annotation, biological process: proteolysis. The coding region runs from base 1 to 783 and encodes 260 amino acids. The transcript is spliced from 2 exons. Gene Ontology annotation, molecular function: aspartic-type endopeptidase activity.
AUGGACAUCGUAUUCGGUGGCAGAGGCGACGGUUGCGGGGACCCACGGUGCGAAGCCUGUUCGGGCGGCGGAAUGGGUGGUUUCAUGCCCCCAUUUCCAUUUCCCGGAUUUGGAAUGCCUCCUCCUUUUAUGCCAUGUGGCCAUGGUUGCACUGGUGACUGCCAGAAUCCCGGUGGUGGCUUUCCAGGACCAAUGCCUGGUGGAAUGAACUUCCCGGAGUUCCCACCACCAUCAGGCCCGGGACCAUCCAACUUUCCCGGCUCUGGGGGGCAGAAUUUCCCCGGCCCUUAUCCACAACCGACCGAAUGGCCUGGCGUUGGUCCCGGCAACUUAGGAGGCCCUAGUGGUGGAGGUGGAGUUGCCGUCUCCGAAUCCCCUUAUGUAUAUCCUCUGGGAGCAUCCGGCCAACGCAUAAACUUGCUGAUCGAUACUGGGGCAUCUCUGACAUUAAUUUCUACUGCUGCAUACAACAAACAUUUCCGAGGCAUUCCUGUGAUGGGUGGGCUUCUGGACCAGGUUGCAACCCCAGACAUGGUUCUCACAGACCCGAACCUGGCCACUAUUAUGGCCCCCCUCGUGGCACGUUUUCCCCAAGGCUUUCAAUGGCCCCGCCACGGCGGCCCCCACCAGGUUUCAUGCCCCACGGGUUUGGCCCUCCGCCUCAAAUGCGGCCAUUUCCAGACAGAGUCUUUGAUGACUUCGGCGACGAAAACCGCUAUGAUAGAGAGUUCAGCAAGUUCCAGCGAGGACCUGCUCCUCGUCACAGUUCAGGCCAUGGCCUAGGAGAUUUUGCUGAUAUGUUUUGGGGCUUGAAUCUCGAUCACCAAGGGAGCAGUGGCGGUUCCAAAGGUGGUAAUGGUAGCCAUGGAAUUGAUCGUGACCGGUCGAGGGACUCUGAGACUCCGGUAACAUUUCCUCUGUCGCUGUCUGGCAAAAAGAUCCAUUGCAUAAUUGACACUGGAGCCUCAAUGACACUCAUAAAGCGGUCUUCCCUGCGACGAUAUUUCCCAGGCAUAUCGGUGACACGUGGCGUGGGGAUAACUAUGUCAGGUAUUAGCGGUAAGGGCGAUUCAACGGAUGAGCGAAUAAUGCUUCCCCUCACUUUUAUUGGAGAAAGGGGGGAGCCGAUUCGGGUUCAGGGUGAGGCAUGGAUUGUUGAGGGGAAGCAUUUGGACACGGAUAUUUUGCUGGGCUUGCCAUUCAUGAGGGACAAUGGAAUGCAUCUCCAGUGGGGUAGUGGAGCAGGUCGCCGUUCUGGAGGGGAUCAUGUUGCGUGUAGAGGAUCAAGAAUACCCAUUAGUAUUGAUUCUUAAGCCUAAAGGAGAACGAGU